AAACACCCAACUUAACACAAGUAUCAGUUCAUUUCAGACCUUUGUUGUCUCACAGGGAAAAUCUGGUCUUCUGCGGUGGUGAUGAGGACGACAGACAAUACGAGCAUCCAAGAGACAUCCAAACAUGGAACUGUUAACAUAAUGCAUAUAGAGGCGAUGGCCCACCAAGCUCUGCUCAUUUCCUAACAAACAAGCUGUGCUGCUGCAUCUCUCUUCACACCUGCACGGGUCUCCAACUAGUAUGCCGAGCCAGCUCGAGGGCGCCAUGGAUGCACUGAUAAGAGUCUUCUACAACUACUCUGGAAAUGAUGGAGACAAACACAAACUCAACAAGGGUGAGCUGAAGGAGCUGCUGAACAGCGAGCUCACUGACUUCCUCACGUCUCAGAAAGACCCGAUGCUGGUGGAGAAAAUCAUGAAUGACCUGGACUCGAAUAGAGACAACGAGGUGGAUUUCAACGAGUUUGUUGUGCUGGUGGCCGCCCUGACUGUCGCCUGCAAUGACUUCUUCCAAGAGCAGGAUAAGAAAUCAAAGUAGAUGUCUGCAGAAAACCAAUCGUAAGCAAAUGUAAAUCCCUUACAGCAUUUAACGUCUGAAAAAUAUGAAUCCUUUAUCUUAGAUUAACACACAUUGUAGGAUUAAUAGAUAAAUAUUAAUGAACAUAGAAACAAUUUUGUUGGUUCGUAUCUGUAUUUCUACGCUGAAUGUAUGCAACAGGAAAGUAUCCUUCCUAGAAGUCA
This is a messenger RNA of Cololabis saira (Pacific saury), 741 nucleotides long. It is a transcript of the gene s100z, whose product is annotated as S100 calcium binding protein Z. The record is from RefSeq and is a predicted model, not a curated record. The coding region runs from base 242 to 538 and encodes 98 amino acids. Lineage: Eukaryota; Metazoa; Chordata; Actinopteri; Beloniformes; Belonidae. Gene Ontology annotation, molecular function: calcium ion binding. The transcript is spliced from 4 exons. Gene Ontology annotation, cellular component: cytoplasm.